AGCCGUCUGAAGCUUUGGGAGGCACAUCUUGCCGUCUGACACAUUCUGAGCCAUGGGCAGCGUUGUCUCAUCGCCGGUGGGCGAAUUGGCAGUGGCCACUGGCGUUGAACAGCUGGUGGGUCAACGGAAGGUCAAGACCAGUCAGAAUCUUGAAGCCAACUGGGAAGCCAUUGGUGUCAUGACUCGCGCCUUCAAUGGCACGCCCGAGACUGCGCCGGAGGGGACAACCGAUUGGAUCCUGGGUCCCACACUCCGCGAGCAAUGGGACCAUCCUGGGCGCAGAGCUGUGAUUGAGUGGCUGAUGAAGGUGGAAUGGUCCUGGUGCUUGGUGUCCGGCGGCUUUGCGUUGGGCGCCAGGAAGCCCGAUGGCACACUGGGUGCUGUGGUACUGGUGUCGCCCUACCAGAAGACGGGCAUCCCUGGGGACAUCACCGAUGCCUUGGAAUUUGUGCGAGCCCUGCGGCCCAUUGGCAUGCCACCCAGCAAGAAGGUGGGCAAGGCCUACAAGAGGAUGAGAGCCCGCGGCUUCGCAGCCAAGGAUGCCAUCGGAGAGGUGAAGAAGAGGCAUUGCAACUGUCCUCACGCACAUGUCAGGGUCAUGGCGGUUGAUCCGGAUGCACAAGGCCUCGGUCUUUGUGGCAAGGUGAUGCGCGUGGUCAACAUGUGGGCCGACGAUCUACGUCUAGCCCUGUGGUUGGAGACGUAUGGCACCCGCAAUGUGGCCAUUUAUGAACGUUUUGGGUACAAGACCAUGGAACACUUCGCCUUGAAAUACAAGGACGAUCCUGUUCACGAAGAUGCGUUUGGCAUGAUGCGCCUUCCAGUCAAGGAGGUCUAAUUAAUUGAUUCAUCAUGCGCGACCUCUCCUGCAGCUCAAACUUGUACAUUAUGGUGCUGUGCUGCUGAGUUGCGCAUGUUCGGCCGGAUUGGACCGUUUCGUCGGCUUGACGUGGCGGUUCAUCCAUGGCUUGGCGACACUUUUGUUUCUGAGUUGCUGAUGGCCGGUGCAGGGUAAGACCGUCUUCCAUUAGCUUGAUUGAGCGGUGAGUCGUGAGUCAGCUCGCAAAGAGCUAUCACAGCCCGCACUGUGUUACCAUCUAUAUCCUUACAGGGGAAGAGCAACCACAUGUUUACGCAUUCAUUGUG
Molecule: messenger RNA, 1146 nt
Organism: Effrenium voratum
Lineage: Eukaryota; Dinophyceae; Suessiales; Symbiodiniaceae
Source: the annotation of a GenBank genome assembly